CCUCGUUCGGCUGGGAGCGGAACCCGGAAGCGGCGGCGGCAUGGGGGAGUCGAUCCCGCUGGGCGCGCCCGUGCCGGUGGAGCAGGCUGUGCUGGAGACUUUCUUCUCCCACCUGGGCAUCUUCUCGUACGAUAAGGCCAAGGACAACGUGGAGAAGGAACGUGAGGCCAACAAGAGCGCGGGGGCCAGCUGGCUGGCCCUGCUGGCCGGGCUGGCGCACCUGGCCGCCGCCGAGAAGGCCUACCACAGCAUGACCUUCCUGGGCCAGAAGCUAGGUGGUCAGUCAUUCUUCAGCCGAAAGGACUCCAUCCGAACCAUCUACACAUCCCUGCAUAAUGAGCUGAAGAAGGUGGUGGCGACGGGUCGCAAUGCACUAGGAGGAACAGCUCCUCACUUGGAAGAGCUGCUUUCUCACCUGUCUGAACAGCUCUGUUUUUUUGUUCAGGCUCGGAUGGAAAUUGCUGACUUCUAUGAAAAAAUGUACACGCUCAGCACCCAAAAGUUCAUUAACUCUGAGGAACUGGUAAACAUUUUGGAAUCCAUCUUAAAGAAAUAUAGCUCAAGAUUUCAUCAUCCAAUCCUCAGUCCUCUUGAAAGCAGUUUCCAGCUGGAAGUAGAUGUGCUUGCGCAUCUCUUAAAGGCUCAGGCUCAGAUCUCAGAGUGGAAAUUCCUUCCAUCCUUGGUCAACUUGCACAGUGCUCACACAAAGCUACAGACUUGGGGCCAGAUAUUUGAAAAACAACGAGAGACCAAGAAGCAUCUGUUUGGGGGGCAGUCCCAGAAAGCCGUACAACCUCCUCACCUCUUCCUCUGGCUGGUGAAACUCAAAAACAUUCUCCUUGCCAAGUUUAGCUUCUACUUUCACGAGGCCCUUAGCCGACAAACGACCGCGUCUGAAAUGAAAACUCUGACUGCUAAAACAAAUCCUGAUUACUUUGGGAAGAUCUCCAGUUUUAUUCGGAAAUACGACGCUGUCAAUGUUUCCUUAAUCUUUGACAAUCGUGGAUCGGAGAGUUUUCAAGGACACGGUUAUCACCAUCCCCACUCUUACAGGGAAGCUCCCAAAGGAGUGGAUCAGUAUCCUGCAGUGGUGUCUCUGCCCAGUGACAGGCCUGUUAUGCACUGGCCCAAUGUAAUCAUGAUUAUGACUGACAGAACCUCUGACCUCAACAGUUUGGAGAAAGUUGUUCACUUCUACGAUGACAAAGUCCAAAGCACGUAUUUUCUGACUCGCCCUGAACCUCAUUUCACCAUUGUAGUUAUUUUUGAGUCCAAGAAGUCAGAAAGGGAUUCUCACUUUAUUUCUUUUCUCAAUGAAAUUUCACAUUCCCUUAAGAAUUCCAAAGCUUUUGCAAGUUUGAAGCCUGGAUCCAAAGGGUAAAACACGUAACCCAAAUUGUCAAGGCAGACUGUCAGCCUUAGGGUAACUGCAGCUUCCAGGAUUACAUAAACUCAUGAUUAUCGUCGUCUAAUUAAAAAGGAACCAUUAUUUUUAAUGAUAUAAGUUCAAUUAAAAAAAAAUACAGCUAACUGACUCUUGGGGAAAAAAAUAUUUUUGGCAGUAUUCAGUGAGAUAACUUAACUGUGGGGUGCUAAAUGGCAGCGGUGAGAGUUUUUUGAGUGUGUGUGUGUGUGUGUGUGUGGUUUCCAAUUUGCAGUAUGAUUUAUUUUUUCAGUCCACAACUUGGUUGCCUGUAUAACAGAGGAAUAUAUGCACUUUAUUAUAGUCUGAUCUAUAGAGAUUACUGAAAAUGUGAUGAGGGUGGAAAAUGUGUAUUUUCCGAAAACCAAAAAACUGUCUGACAGGAAUUACUUCUGGGAACUGUGCACUGAUGGAAGGGAAUAUUGAAAUGUGUGAAUCUGCAAGAGCACGUUUUCAAUAAAUAAGAUACAUGAAUCACAAAGGAACUCGCUAAUUAAAACACUUUAAAAACAGUUGAGAACUGAUACUGUCUGUUAAGCAGCAGUUUAUUCCAAACAAGCUCUGAAGCAUAAAGCUGCUUCAGAACACAGGCUCAAUCAAAUAAAGCUGAAGCAUGUUUUGGGAGCAGAGCGUUCCCUGCAGUGAUGAGACCCUGUGUGUAUCUGGCUCCAACUGAAGCUGGAGGAGUUUGAGCAGGUGGUUUAGAUUGGAAUGGUUCCACAGAAAAGCAGCAAAGCUCUUUCAAGUUGUGCUUUUGUUCAGCUACACGUUAAAAAAGCGUGCAGGAGGAAAUACCCUUUGUGAGUUAUUUUACAAUUUGCUGUCAGGGCCAACUUGGAUAUACUUUCAGAUUUUUGGAAGUUUGUUGUUUUUAUUCUGUUCUGUUUUAAAUGCUUUCACAAGUAAGCUAAAUUGCAACUCUUGGAAUUUUGAUUUUCGUUCCUUUGCAGUGUGUUUUCCUCAUUCUGAAAUGUCUGUUUCGCUGCUUAGUUUUUCCAAAUCCGGAGGCUAGAAGUGUGGUUUCUGAUUAUUCUGAAAGUGCUGUUCAUUUUGAGAAUUGAUAUUUCCCUGUGUCACACACGGCUUACAGGCUUAUACUGUGUGUUUCUUCUGACCACUAUGCAGUUUCUUUUGUGGGAAUUCAGGAGGGAAGGAUGUGGCUCUGACACACAGUUUAUGCUGGUGUAGUCAAGUUAGAUCCUUAGCUAACACUGUUGAGGCUUUGAAGCAGAACAGAUACCCUUGGAUUUUAAGUUUUACUGAGUACCUUCCUCUCUUGCAAAGGGUUUUGGUAGCUUGUCUCACCUCUCCUGCAAGUGCUGGUUUCUUCACAGUCACGUGAGAAUGCUCUCAUCUCAAAGUGUGAGCUCCAGUUUUGCAUUUUGUGCCAGAGAGUCUUCCAUGUUUUGCUAUAAUUAGGUGUUGGUCUGUUGAAAAUAUCUGCUUCUUCCUUUUUCCUAAGUCUUAGUCUAGCUGCAGUAUCACCCUUAAGAUUUUGAAGAGGCUCCUUUUUGUCACUGGAAAAGGAGAGGUAGAUACACCAGCAGCAGACCACCACCUGGUUGUAACAGUGUUGCACUUUGCAUCUCCUGUUGUCCUUUUGUCCCAGUGAAACUCUAAACCCUCCCAAGACUGUCUUUUGUGUGCUUACCUUCUUUCAGAUAGUGGCUUUGUAAUGUUGUCGUGCUAUUGACUUCCUCAGCCUGAUAAGAGAGAAGAAGCUGUCACCUGAACCGAUUCCCAGUCUUCAGCAGUGUAAUAAAGUGUUGCACGAA
This is a messenger RNA of Centrocercus urophasianus (Greater sage-grouse), 3198 nucleotides long. RefSeq names its product KICSTOR subunit 2 (gene KICS2). Gene Ontology annotation, cellular component: KICSTOR complex. NCBI's taxonomy places the organism in Eukaryota, Metazoa, Chordata, Aves, Galliformes, Phasianidae. The transcript is spliced from 3 exons. Gene Ontology annotation, biological process: cellular response to amino acid starvation; negative regulation of TORC1 signaling; cellular response to glucose starvation. Bases 41 to 1381 code for a protein of 446 amino acids. The record is from RefSeq and is a predicted model, not a curated record.